Molecule: messenger RNA, 987 nt
Organism: Nestor notabilis (Kea)
Lineage: Eukaryota; Metazoa; Chordata; Aves; Psittaciformes; Psittacidae
Gene: GPR78
Product: G protein-coupled receptor 78
Exons: 3
Biological process (GO): adenylate cyclase-activating G protein-coupled receptor signaling pathway
Cellular component (GO): membrane
Molecular function (GO): G protein-coupled receptor activity
Source: RefSeq, a predicted model, not a curated record
CUUGUGCUGGUGCUGGUUGUCUCCCUGCUCUCCAACCUCCUGGUGCUGCUAUGCUUCGUCUACAGUUCGGAGAUCCGCAAGCAGGUCGCCGGGGUUUUCCUGGUGAACUUAUCCUUUUGCAACCUGCUCCUCACCGUCCUGAACAUGCCUUUUACCCUUCUGGGGAUCCUGAGGAACCAGCAACCCCUCGGGGGCUGUGUCUGCAAAGCGGUGGGUUUCCUGGAAACUUUCCUGACUUCCAACACGAUGCUGAGCAUGGCAGCGCUCAGCAUCGAUAAAUGGAUUGCCGUGGUGUUCCCCUUAAGCUACACUAGCAAGAUGCGGUAUAAGGACGCUGUGAUACUGAUGGGCUACUCGUGGCUCCACUCCCUCACCUUCCCCUUGGUAUCCUUGUUUUACUCGUGGGUAGACUACAGCAGCGUUUAUGCCUCUUGCACCUUGCACCUGAAAGAAGAGACGGAGCGGAGAAGGUUUACAGUGUUCACCAUCGUCUUUCACUCCACCAGUUUCAUGCUAUCACUGGUGAUCUUGUGUUUCACCUAUUUAAAGGUGCUGAAAGUUGCACGCUUCCACUGCAAGCGGAUAGACAUUAUCACCAUGCAGACUCUGGUUUUGCUGGUGGAUAUCCACCCCAGUGUGAAGCAGCGCUGUCUUAAUGAGCAGAAACGGAGAAGGCAGAGGGCUACCAAGAAAAUCAGUAUUUUUAUAGGGUCGUUCGUGAUCUGUUUUGGUCCUUACAUUAUCACCAGGUUGAUAGAGCUCCUUCCUUUUGUUACCAUAAAUUACUACUGGGGAAUUGUAAGCAAGUGCCUCACCUACAGUAAGGCUGCAUCAGAUCCAUUUGUUUACUCACUUUUACGUCAACAGUACAAAAAAGUUCUGAUCAACAUCGUCAAUAGGAUACUUAAGAGGGACCUGUAUCCAUCCUCGGGGUACAACAGCUCUCUUGACACCGAAAACGAUUACUGCUUGCACAGAGCAAACUAA